Gigantopelta aegis is the source of this 813-nucleotide messenger RNA. RefSeq names its product zinc finger MYM-type protein 1-like. Bases 1 to 813 code for a protein of 270 amino acids. The transcript has a single exon. Lineage: Eukaryota; Metazoa; Mollusca; Gastropoda; Neomphalida; Peltospiridae. The record is from RefSeq and is a predicted model, not a curated record.
AUGAUUUCUCAUAGCAACCUGAAAUUCCGGUCUUCCAACAACGACGUUGACGCACAGUUAAGUACGCACCAUCUUGAAGAACAAACGAAGGCGCGCAACGCUCUGCUGAAGAUUGUGACGACCGUCCAGUAUCUAGCGCAGCAGGGACUGGCAAUACGCGGCAAAGAGUCAAGCGACGGUAACUUCAUGAAGUUGUUAGAGCUGCGGAGCAACGAUGACGUCGUGUUACAGAGGUGGUUGACACGCACAACUUCAUACACAAGCGUUGCCGUGCAAAACGAACUGUUAAAAAUCAUGGCACACAUGGUGCUGCGAAAUAUUUGCAAGAACGUGGGCCUUUUUGCAGUCAUUGUCGACGGAACCCAAGACAUCCAAGGCGUUGAACAGGAGGCAAUAUGCGUGCGAUAUAUAGACGACGCUUACGACGUUCACGAGGACUUUAUCGGUCUGUACAGCGUAUCUGAGAUGACUGGUGCCAGCCUCAGCAAUAUGCUGCAAGACGCGUUGCUCAGACUCAACCUCCCAAUCACGCAUCUGAGAGCGCAAACGUAUGACGGAGCCAGCAAUAUGUCGGGCAAAUACCAAGGCUGCCAAGCACUGAUCAAGAAAGUACAACCACUGGCAAACUACACGCAUUGCGGUGCACACAUCACGCACCUCAUCUGUGCGAAGGCCAUCGAGAGUGCACCGUUCCUUCGCGAUGCUCUUAACGUGGUGCAGGAACUGGGCGGCUUCUACAACUCAUCAGGCAAAUUUAAAAUUUGUAUCUCGAUCUGCAAGUUAUGGAUGAUAGCCCUUCCCCUUCACGCCUGA